This is a messenger RNA of Alligator mississippiensis (American alligator), 1012 nucleotides long. It is a transcript of the gene DNLZ, whose product is annotated as DNL-type zinc finger. Gene Ontology annotation, biological process: protein import into mitochondrial matrix; protein stabilization; protein folding. Bases 38 to 793 code for a protein of 251 amino acids. Gene Ontology annotation, cellular component: mitochondrion. Lineage: Eukaryota; Metazoa; Chordata; Crocodylia; Alligatoridae. Gene Ontology annotation, molecular function: zinc ion binding; protein-folding chaperone binding. The record is from RefSeq and is a predicted model, not a curated record. The transcript has 3 exons.
GCAGGAUGCAAAGUGGGGUGCAUGCAGAGCAGGGUGCAUGCAUGGGGGGUGCGUGCAGAGGGGUGCAAAGUGGGGUGCAUGCAUAGCAGGGUGCACUCGUGGGGGGGUGCACGCAGGGAACAGUGCCAGGAGAUCCCUCAGCUCGGGCCCAGGGAGCUCGGGGUUGGGGCUGGAGCUUUCCCAGCCCCGCCUGGCCCCUGGCGUGCGGAAGGGGACGGGGACAGGGCAGGGCAGGGCGGCCCAUGAGUAUCGUUUCCUCCCGUUCUGCCCCUCGCCCCGACGCCUCGCUGACGCCCGGCCCAGCAGUGACCAGCGUCCUGCCCGUUCGGAAGAGACUCGCCUCCUUUGCCACUUUCUCCCGAGGACAGGCCUUGAAACCCUGCCCCAAAUACACCUAAAACCGCCUCCUUCCUGCCCGGCAUUUAACACCGCAAGCAAAGUCGGGACCGAACCCGCCGGGCGCGUCGGACUCCAGCAGCGGGUUUGCAAGACGAGAUCCGCGAAAACCAUCUCCAAAGUAGCGUACCACCAGGGAGUGGUGAUAGUGACAUGUCCCGGCUGCCAGAACCACCACGUCAUAGCGGAUAACCUGGGAUGGUUCACAGAUUUGGAAGGGAAAAGGAAUAUCGAGGAAAUCCUUGCGGCCAAGGGGGAGAAGGUGAGGCGUGUGGUCGGCGAGGACGCCUUGGAGCUGCUCCUGGAGAACGCAGCGGACGCAGCGCCCCAAAGCCACCCCACAGAGGGAGACGGUGGGGGAGGCUCCCCUGAGUCCGGAGGCAGGGACCCGACCUGAUCCCCGGGUUGUCCCUGGGGAUAGAGAGACCACAGCGCCACGUUGUGCUUUUCAGACGUGCAUGGUUCUUGUAAAUAAAUUCAGCCGCACAAAAGCCUUGUCCUCCGGUUGAUUUCUUAACUUGGCACUGGGCUGUUUAACCCGAGAUCGGCCGCGUGUUUGUACUGGACUUGAGACCUUUGUUACACACGAUUGAUUUUAAAACCAGAUUUACUUCUG